This is a messenger RNA of Mobula hypostoma (lesser devil ray), 10989 nucleotides long. RefSeq names its product nucleotidyltransferase MB21D2-like. The record is from RefSeq and is a predicted model, not a curated record. The coding region runs from base 427 to 1899 and encodes 490 amino acids. Lineage: Eukaryota; Metazoa; Chordata; Chondrichthyes; Myliobatiformes; Myliobatidae. The transcript has 3 exons.
UCGGGACCUGUGGAAUUUAGACCCCGGGGCCUGGGAAAGGCAGGAGGCGUUGGCGGUGUUCACAUUUGGAUGUCCAGGCUCUGAUCGGGGGUAGGACCAGGAGGAAGAAGGGGAGCUGUGUGUGUUUCUUGAGGUGUAUAAGAGUGCGAGGAGGCGGAAGGCUGAGGCUGGAAACAGACUUCGUAAUGAAGAACUUUGAUUCGCCCUAGUUGUGUUCCCCUGGGCAACUAAGAAGCAAAUCCCUCACUCGUCAGUGAAACAUCCCAAAAAAUUAGAAAAGAGUGAAUUCACUUCAACCCAUCCUGGUACUGCUGGCGGGUUCAUGAGAUGAAUUCCGAAAUUUGACUGCAAUUUGUUUUUAACCUUUCGAAACCUUUUUUUGAAAUUCUGCCUGGGUUUCGGUCUUUAGCCCGCCGCAAUCUGACAAUGGCGUCUCUGCCAUUGUUGUCUGGCAGGGACUCUGUGCCACACGCCAAGCCGGCGUACGCCAAGCCGUUGAACGACCUGGACUUCCACUCGGGAGCUCGGAUGGAGGAGAUCACCAAGCUGAUCCAGGAGUUUGGCAAACACGAGCUGAGGGACUUCGAUGACCAGCGCGCGCUGGAAGUGCACACAGCCAAGGACUUCAUUUUUUCCAUGCUAGGACUGGUGCAGAAACUGGACCACAAGCUGCCCGUGUCGAACGAGUACCUGCUGCUCUCGGGGGGCGUCCGCGAGGGAGUAGUGGACAUGAACCCGGACGAGUUGGGCGACUAUGCCAGGGGCACGGACUACGACGUGGACUUCACACUGCUGGUGCCGGCCCUGAAGCUGCACGACCGCAGCCAGCCGGUGACGCUGGACAUGCGGCACUCAGCCCCCUGCCACUCGUGGCUCAGCCUGCGGCUGUUCGGCGAGGCCACCCUGGCCAAAUGGGUGGAGUGCUGCACGGAGACGGAGCCCAGUGACAGCAGCGGCGGCUACUACUUCUCCCCCACCAAGGUGGCCGACUGGUUCUUCCGCUCCGUGACAACCGUGAUCGAGGAGAUCCGCAGCCACCCGCAGCGGGGGCUGCCUGGUGUGGCGUUGGUGGAGAAGAACGGUGCCGCGGUCUCUGUCAUCCUGAACGUGGGCCGCAGCCGGCUCCUCUACGACAUCGUGCCGGUGGUCUCGUUCAAGGGCUGGCCGGCCGUGGCCCAGAACUGGCUGAUGGAGAACCACUUUUGGGACGGCAAGAUCACCGAAGAGGAGGUGAUCAGCGGCUUCUACCUGGUGCCCGCCUGCUCGCACAGGGGCGAUCAGGACAACGAGUGGCGGCUGGCUUUCUCUCGGAGUGAGGUGCAGCUGAAGAAGUGCAUCUCGGCCCACCUGAUCCAGGCCUACCAGGCGUACAAAGCAGUGAUCAUCAAGCUCCUCUCCCGGCCCAGGGCCAUCAGCCCCUACCACUUGAGGAGUCUGAUGCUGUGGGCAUGCGACCGCCUGCCGCACAGCUUCCUCUCCCAGGCCGACAACACGGCGUACUUCUUCCUGGGCCUCCUUGAUGACCUGGCCCACUGCCUGGUCAACAAGUCCUGCCCCAACUACUUCCUGCCCCAGUGCAACAUGUUCGGACACCUGUCCGACGCCACUGUCCUGCUGCUCGCCUGCCGACUCUCCUCGGUGCGCUCGGACCCCGCCGAGCACCUCCGCAGCGCCAUCGAGCACGCCAAGGCGGCCAGCAAACUGGCGCAGGAGCUGCGGCCGGGCUCGUCUCCCGCCCAGCCGGACGGGCUACUGUCUGGCACUGCCCGGCAGGACGAUGGGCUGGCCCAUAAGCUGCAGCAGCUCGUGACAGAGAACCAGGGCAAGUCGAUCUCGGUCUUCCUCAACCCCGACGAUGUCAGCAAGCCCCACUUCAGAAUCGAUGACAAGUUCUUCUGAGUGCGGGGUGGGGCGGGGGAACAGUAGGGUGGGAGGUGACCAGUGUUGCCCACCAGAUGUGACCCUCCCACUCUGGGAUUUUAGAGGGCUUGUUGUCCAGCGGACAUUGAGAAUGGUUAUCGGCACUGUAGCUUCGCCAGGAUCUAAUUUACUUCCUUUUAGUUGGUCUGGUGUAUUGAUUUAGGACUGCCUGCAAAACGAUACAGGGAUAGUUGUUAAGAUUAACCAGCAUUGAUUGCUAUUUGAGCUCUCCUGACUAAUCUUUAGAAUCCAACCCAAUGCUAGUGAGUCAGAACACUGAAGAGGCAAGUUAGACCCUUUACACUUUGGCUGCUGUUGGGGGUGGGGGGGGUGGUCGGCACGGGGUGAUCAUAAUGGUAGGCACGCAGUUGCUUUUGUGUGGUGGUGUGCAACGUGGCAGCUCUCUAGUUCCUUACGCAGCCCGUCCUCCCUGGACUGGCCGGUAGAGAACGCCUAGCCAGACGGCAAGAGUCCAGGGUGGGCACUGAAUGCGUAUGUGACAACUUUACCAAGGAGCAAAAUAGUCAUAGCACUGGAUGCAUAUCUUUUAUAUAUAUUAUGGCUGGUUGUCAAUUGGAACUGACCUACAGCGAGCGGUUAAUGAAUGGGGCACGUGGCUGGGAUUCCAUUGACCUAAUCAAAAUGGUUUGGCCGUGUCCUGUUUUAAUAACGGAUGCUUGUCGGGGCUGAGCUUCUGGUUCAGGAAUCCAGUCUUCUUUCUAACUUGUUUCUGAAUUGGUUUUAAUGUUUGGCCUCUGAUUUGUUAAAGUUGUGAGAUAGUUAUAUUUGGUGGUGGGUGCUCAGUUAGCGGCCAGUAGAUCACAAGAUCAGACAGGAGUGUGGUUUGUUUGUUUUUUUUGACUUGUGGUUUUUCACCUGGCUGGCCCGCAGAUCAGGACUGGUCAGCACAAAGCCUGUAGCUGGUUAGUCAGUGGGAAAACUGUAACUGAUUGUGUUGAACUUUAGACUUGGGAGAUCAAUAUCACGCAGUGUAGCUCCCUUCCCCUUCCUGGCCACUCCCAGUUUCCCCACUCCCCACCUUCCGAUCCUUCUUGCUGGAGCUACUGACAUUGCCAGUUGAUUGUGCCUUCGAUCAGUUCAGGGACGCUGUACUGUCAGAAGCAGAAACGUGUAGCUGAGAUUUGAGUGAUCACUGUGUCUGCUGGUCAGUGACACACUAACCUAAAUUACCUGGGGCCGGAAGUAGUUUGGAUUUUGGAAUGUAUAAUUCAAUUCAAUUCAAGUUUAAUUGUCAUUCAACCAUACGUGAAUCCAACCAAACAAGACAGCGUUACUCUGUGGCCAAGGUGCCACGCACAGUAUCUACAGUCACACACAGCACAAGGUACAUAUAGCACAUUCAAGAUUGCAAGCACAUGAAGGUAUCAAUAAGAUACAGCCACGGCCAAAAAAAAGUAGUCCUGUCCCAAGCCCUGAGUGCCACAGAAAGCUGCAGUCGACCACAGUACCGCUUGUCUUCUGCUGAACAAACGCUGGGGGCACUGACUCCAGCCUGGAGCCACACCACAGUGCCCCCGGUAGAGCACACCAGCUCUGACACCUCUCCCCUGGCCGCUGUAAACAGGUGACACCACGGCUUGAGGCCGAGUCCUAACACAUACAAGAUAGCAAGCACAUUUAGGAUAACCGCACAAAACAAAUAUAAAGUCCAGACCCUGAGUCCAUGAAUGCCGCAGAAAUCUGCAGUCGACACAAUAUAACUUGUCCUUUGCCAAGCGAACACUGGCUCCAGCGCCUUCAAUGGCUGUAAACAGUCGACACCACGGCUUGAGGCCGAGUCGUUGCUACAGUCAAGGCCAUGCAGCUAUAAUGACAUUGCCAUUAUUUCCAACUCUGAACAUAUGUGCUACUGGUAAGCAAUAUUUGUCAUGCACUUGUUCAUCACCCAUUUGUACUGAUGCAACCAUUCAGUGUGUUAGAUUUUCAUCGAUGACGACAUUGGAAACUCAUCAAUAAAUUUCUCUGCUGCUUCGUCAUCAGCAAAUGCUUUAUCACCAUAAAACUUUAAAAAUUUAAUGCCAAGCUAUUUUUUAAAUUUCUGCAAUCAGCCUGCUGAAUAUUCACAAUUACCUUCAAUUUUCAGUUCACCGUGAUAGGUCUUUGCUUGCUUCAUGAUCAGCGUACAAUUAGCAGCAUAUGUUCGCCCUGAAGCUGAUGAACCUACACUUCCAAUACCUGAUCAAGAUCUUCAUUUUUGGCUUGAUGUGUUGUUUUUCUCUUUUUCAUUAACUUCUGCCCGUGACGUCUCAGAACUGUCUGUGGUGUGCAGAGACCUGCACCACUACCUGGGUACCUUCCUAGUGUCCUGUGGAAUUUUCCAUCGUCUUGUCAUGUCAGUGCUCAAAAAACGUUUCUGUAUUUCGGACAGCUUUGGAUUUGGAAAUUUUGGAUAAGGGGUACGCAGCCUGCAUUAGAAUUGUAAAGGGAAUGAAUUUAGGGGAGCUGAUAUCAACACCUCACGGAAAUUUAUGGAGAAAUCCAUAUGUGGAUUGAAAGCAGCUGAAAAUGUGUUUUUGGUCUGUCCUAUCUUGCUAUGAGAUCCCUUUAGGGACUGGGGGCACUCCCUGUCAAGUUGGUAGAGUGGCAGAUUAAAGAGAAGGCAAUUCCUUUGCACACUCAGUGGCCACUUUAUUAGGACAGGAGUGGAACCUGGUGUGGUCGUCUGCUGCUGUAGCCCAUCCACUUCCAGGUUUGAUGGGAUAAGUGUUCAGAGAUGCUCUUCUGUGCACACCACUGUUGUAACAAGAUUCAGAUAUAUUUAUUAUCAAAGAACAUAUAAAUUAUGCAACCUUGAGAUUUGCCUGUUUACAAGUAACCACAAAGCAAGAAACCCAAAAGAACUCAACUAAAGAUAAAAAAGAAUAAAUAUAAAAUACUCAAUGCAUAAGAGAAAAAGAAUACAAAUCAUGCAGAAAAUUGAAGUGAACAACACAUGGUUAUUAACAAGAUGUUUUCGCCCGCAGAACUGCCUCUCACUGGAUUUUUUUUUUUUGCUUUUUGCACCCUGUAAAUUAUAGAGACUGCUGUGUGUGAAAAUCCCAGGAGAUCAGCAGUUUCUGAGACCCUCAAAUCACCCUGUCUAGCACCAGCAAUCAAUCCACUUGGGUCAUUUCUCCAUUCUGAUGUUCAGUCUGAACAAUAGCUGAACCUUUUGACCAUGUCUGCAUGCUUUUAUGCAUUGAGUUGCUGAUUAGUUAUUUGCAUUGAAGUUCAAAGUAUAUUUUAUUAUCAAGAUACAUACACAGUAUGUCGCCAUAUACAACAUUGAGAUUCAAUUUCCUGUGGGCAUACUCAAUAAAUUCCGUAGAGUAAUAACUAUAACAAAAUCUAGGGCAUUCAACCAGAAUGCAUUAGUGAGUAGAUAAACCUAAUAAAGUGGCUACUGAGUGUAUGUCACUGAGAAGGUAUUCCUGUUGAAGAUUCUGGGCUGGAGUGAGAAUAUACACAGGGAAACCUUUUUCUCUGUUGCAUGGGCAUUGCUAACACUUAUCAUCCAUCCCUAAUUGAAAUUAGGCAAGUUUUUAGUGAUAAUCUGAUAGUUUCAAAACUGCUGUUCCUGAGGCCUAGCUCUUCCAUUUUUUUUUAAAUUUCCAGAUUUAGUUUAUUACUUGGUGGAAUCUGUGGUCCAGGACUCUGAUUGUCACUAGCUUAACCUCAAAGCUUCUAUAUCACUGAGCAAUACUGUCCUGCCAACUGCGGUAUAUGAAGAAUAGAAGGAUACUUUAAGACUGAUUAUAUACCUGGAGGUCUUCUUGUUGGAAGAAGUUGGGCGAGAAGAGGUGGUCUGCACCAAGCAAAACCUGUGUUUGUUCUGGGUACACUGGGAAGUAGAAGUGGACAUGUCUCCAUUUUGCUAGGUCAGGGGUUCCCAACCUUCUUUAUGCCAUGGUACCUUACCGUUAGCCGAGGUGUCCCAGAUUGUGAACCACUCCGUUUUAUUUUUAUUCAUCCUUUAAAGUACCUAAGGUACCCUACAAAGGUGAAUACAACAGAAUUGACCUCUGUAUUGUACUGAAUGAUUGUGUGUUCAAACAGUGAGAUGUGACAUUGCUUUCAACUUCAGGGUUGAAUGUCUAGUAGGUGCAGUGGGGUCCCACCGGGCACUACCAAACUCUACCUCACUCAAUGAAGUUUUCAGUAUCUUCUGCUCACUUGCUGAGCAAUAUCAGAUAUCUCAGGGAGGGAAAAUUCAUUGCCACCUUGUGUUUGAAACAUAUCUCUUGAUGCAUUUGCUGAGGUUUGUUGUCAGUGUGCACAGCAAGUAAUUCAAAACUGCCCCUUUCAUUCUGGGAGGAUCGCUAAGAACGGGUGUGACUCUUCUCAUUUAUUUUCUAGUGAUGAAGUGAACCUUAUUAAAGACCAGAUACAUUGUAUAAAAGUCCCGAUUUAUUUUCAAAGUACAGACUUCACACCCUGGUGAUGAUUAUUUCUGUUUCUUCUGAACUGAUGUGAGUUUCAUAAUCAGUGCUGCUGCCACAUUUUCAUCUACCACCUGGUGAGGAGUUUCUUUCAGCCUCACCAAGCCUGGCCGUUCCGUACCUUGCACCUCCGGAUAUCGUUACAGUCUCUGUAUUCUUCACUGACUUCAAACUCACCGUAGUACUUGCUUGACUUGAAAGUAGUAUUGGCCAGGCCACCAUGUCAUCAGCAUCCGACAGGACAUCAGGCAGAUAUCCAGUCUCCUCAGCCAGGUUAUCUUUUCAUUCUGGCAUCUUCUCCCUUCCUGAAGAAGGGUCUCAGCUCAAAACAUCAACUGUUUUUUUUUCAUUUCCAUAGCUGCUGCCUGACCUGUUGAGUUCCUCCAUCAUUUUGUGUGUGCGCGUGUUGAUCUGGAUUUUCAGCAUCUGCAGAAUCUCUUGUGUUUUAUGUUGUAGAGCCUUCCUGCCUGCCACAGUGAUGCAGCUUGUUAGGGUGCUCUCUACUGCACAUCUCUAGAAUGUGGUGAAUAUUAGAUGUGCAUAGUCCAGCUCUCUUCAGCUCCUGGGACCAUGAGAGGUUGUGCGAGAUGAGUGGAUCGCAGUUUCCACUGCUGUGCUGCUGAUGUAACGAGGGAUAUGAGUGUUGUGAGUUCUUCUAAAAUUGAUAACCAUCUCCUUUGUUUUGUUGACACUAAGGAAAAGAUGUUUGCCUGGCACCAAGCCUCGAGCUCUUCCUCUCUGUAGGUCGUCUCAUCACUGUCGGUGAUGAGCCCCACCAUUGUCGUGUCAUCAGCAAAGCUGAUGGUGUGAUUGCUCGGGUAUUUGACCAUGCAGUCGUGUGUGAGCAGUGUGCACAGCAACGGGCUCAGCACACAGUCCUGGGGUGCACCUGCGUAGAGGACAAUGGGGAGGAGGGAGCAGUUGUGCAUCCUGACUGUCUGAGGCCUGUUGGUUAGGAAGUCCAACACCCAGUUGCCCAGUGGUGUACUUAGACUGAGGAAUAGGAAUUUGUUCCCCAAGGGCUGUGGGGCAACAGUGUUGAAUGCCAAACGGAAAUCCAGGAACAUAGGUGCCCUUGUUUUCUCUCUCUGUCAAGAUCAGGUGCAUGACCAGUGUUAUGGUGUCUGUCAUAGAGUUGUUCUGUCGGUGACUUGAAAGUAACAUCAGCCAGUUUAAAUCAGCAGGCCUGACUCUUCUGGGUCAAGUGGUCAGAGCCCAGAGAUUCAGGCUGGGAGGUUGUAUUUCCUCAAGGAAGCUUCUGCCCUCCUGGUUAACUCUUCCCAGAGCUUGAGAUAAAUCUUCAAGACAGUGUGCUGUCUGCUUUUUGUUUACUGAUAGAACAGUGCAGGCUGUUCAGCCCACAUGGGCCAUUUGGUGCCAACCUAUUAACCUUCUGGAGGUGUAAAAACUCCUUAAUAAGACCAUAAGACAUAGGAGCAGAAUUAGGCCAUUUGGCCCAUCGAUUCUGCUCUGCCCCUUCAUCAUGGCUGAUCCAUUUCCCUCUCAGCCUCAGUUGUCUGCCUUCUCCCUGUAUCCCUACAAGCCCUGACUAAUCAAUAACCUACAAAUUUUUGCAUUAAAUAUACCCAAUGACUUGUCCUCCACAACCGCUUGUCACAACGAAUUCCACAGAUUCACCACUCUCUGGCUAAAGAAAUUCCUCCUCGUCUCUGUUCUAAUAGGAUGCCCCUCUCUUCUGAGGCUGUGUCCUCUGGUCCUAGACUCCCCUACCUCAGGAAACAUCCUCUCCACAUCCACUCUAUCAAGCCCUUCAACAUUUGACAGGUUUCAAUGAGUUCACCCCCUUUAUAAAGCCCCUGAGACAUCCUGUCAAGUUCAACCAGGAAGUUUUGUGAUGUCUCAUAUAAAAUUAAGUCGGAGGAUGGCAUAGGUCUUAAACAUUUCCACCUUCUGUAGGCUUAAUCCUUGUGCUCAGAGUCCUUUUAGUCCAUCCCUCAAGUCUACCUUUCCAGCGGUCACUAGAACAUCCCAUCCAUAGUUGGAUCCCAGCUCCUAGGUCUUUUCUCCAUUUACCUGGAGCAGAGGUUGGUGGAUAGCUGUAGUAUUGGCUUGAAAAGAUCAAUGGGAAAUAUUUAUCAAGUUUAUGGAAGUGUAACAACAGUUAGAAAGGUACCACAUAGUUGAAAGGGUACAGAGAGAGUUUUCAAGGAUGUUGCCAAGUUUGAAAGACUGAGUUACAAGGAAGGAUUGAAUAGCUUAGGACUUUAUUCCUUGGAGUGUAGAAGAUUGAGGGGAGAUUUGAUAGAGGUUUACAAAAUGAAUAAGGGUACAGAUAGAGUAAAUGCAAGCAGGCCUUUCCCACUCAAGUUGGGUGGGACUACAACUAGAGAACAUGGGUUAAGGGUGAAAUGUGAAAUGUUUAAGGGGAGCAUGAGGGGAAACUUCUUCACUCAGAGGGUUGUGAGAGUGUGGAACGAGCUGCCAGUGCAAGUGGUGCACACAAGCUCAAUUUCAAUGCUUAAGAGAAGUCUGGAUAGGUACAUGGAUGGGAGGAGUAUGAAGGGCGAUGGUCCUGGUGCAGGUUACUGGGAGUAGCUAGAUUAAAUGACUCAAGAUGGACUAGGUGGGCCAAAGAGCAUGUUUAUGUGCUGUACUUUUCUAUGACUUCUUGACAAGAUGGUCAGCAAACACUAUUCUAGUGUGUGUCACACUGGAGCAUUGCCUCCUAAGGAAAUACAUGUUCUUCUUUGCUGUUGUCAGCUAAAUUUCUCCACUAUCUUUGCUGUAAUACUUCAAUGAGGAGUUACACUCUUGUGUCUUAUUCUUCAGGCUGAGGUGGGCACCUCUGACUGCCGAGAUUUCUUGUUCCCAGUGUGGAUGCCUGGGUCCCUUCAAUCUGCGGGUUAAGGUCAUAAGACCUCGGAGCAGAACUUGGCUAUUUGGCCCAUGGAGUCUGCUCCACCAUUCCAUCAUGGCUGAUUUAUUAACCCUCCCAACUCUAUUCUCCUGCCUACUCCCCAGAACCUUUGACAAACUUACUAAUCAACCUUCACUUUAAAUAAACCAAUGACUUGGCCUGCACUGCUGUUUGUGACAAUGAAUUCCACAGAUUCGCCACUUUCUGGGUAAGGAAAUUCCUCUUCAUCUCUGUUCUUCUAUUCUGAGGUUAGACUGUCACAGUAUUGGAAACAUUUUCUCCCCACCCACCACCAUUCUUCAGACUCUAGCAAAGUAUAAGAACUAUCAAACGCUUCUCAUAAGUAAACUCUUGAGAUUAUUCCCGUAAAACUGCUCAGGACCUUCUAAAACCACCUCCGCAGCCUCCAAGGUGGUGGUUCUGUAUGGGAUGACCCGGGAUGAAUAGUUAUAACUCCUGGGCCCUGUUGUCCCAAGGUUUGAAAUUCAUGUGACUGUGUCCUUUAUAAUGCUUAGGAUGUUGUCUGGUAAGCUACAAUCAAUCCUAAAACUGGGAGUCUGAAGUUCUGGUUCUUCAUGGAUGGGCAUGUCUGCCCUACAUCUGGGAAGGUACAUCUCACCUUCGAACAACCAUGGUGCGCAUAUAAAGUACACCACUCUGUGCCAACUCAGAAUUGGCUGAUGGUUCAACCCAAGCCUAUAUGGUCUGUGAUUGUUUGUCCAGCACUGCCAGUGGUAUCUCCGCUCCCAAACGGAUGUGUUUGGCAAAUUCUGAGUUUAAAUCAUUCUCUGAAUUGGUGCUUGUAAUCAAAUGCAUCUGCAAAUAAAUAGAAUUUAGGAACUAGAGCAUCAUACGGCAAGAAAAGAGGCCAUGCAGCUCAUCGAGUCUAUGCUGACCAUCAACCAACCAUACUCCCACUGGAUUCUACUAUGCACCCACACGAGGGGCAGUUUACAAUGAUUGUUAAACCUACUGACGAUCACGUCUUAAGAACCUGCAAGGAAAGGGGGAAUGUGCAAACUCCACACAGGCCAGGUCAGAAACUAAGUCACUGGUGCUCUGAGGGAGCAGUGCCACUAAUACAUUUGAUAUCAGGUAACAUCUUUUAUCAUGCAUUAAACUGUUUAGAAGCAAAAUGGUCUGUUUCGUGUUGGGCGUGGGAAAGGUGAAUACUUUUGUUUGGGAUGUUUUGAUCAAUGGUCUUUGCGGAGUGGGUGGGAGGGUCUCUGUGUUGUCUUCCUGUGCGGGACCAGUGAGUGCACUUUUCAUUUGAAUGUUACUGGUAAAAAAAAGUAAAGUUCCUCCCUGCGCCUCGUGUGGUGCAUCGGGCGACAACCUUGCCGUUUCUUUAGCGCUAGUCUGUUUUUUUAUGAAGCUGAGUUGCUAGCUCGACACUCAACCCAGCACGGAUGGAAAGCAUGUAAGGAGCUGGCCGGAUUUGAACCUGGGACCACAAGGCCCCGAAGUCUGGUGUAAUGCCACUAUACUACCGGCAGAAUGUUACAGGCUAGUACACAAACUAACCUACUAUCCGUGUACUCAGGGAGGAAGAGGCUGGCAUACAAAUCCCAAAAAAAAAACCCACAAAAUCCAAAUGAAUUGAAUGUUUGUGCAAUUAAAUUAAUUUGGUGUACAUUUCAAGCUUUUGUUUUUGUAUAUUUUGAUCACGUACCAAAGUCUCUUCUGCUGCUAAGGCUUUAAAUUGUCUGUCAUUCUGUUUCAUGGAAAAUAAAUGUGUUGUAUAUAAUCCAA